AUGCACAUUUUUAAUAAUACAAUUAAAACAAUGUGUUCAUUCACAACUGAUUAUUAUUUCUCUCCAGAUAAUCUACAGUCGGGUUUGGAAAAUUCAUAUUUAUUACUUCCUUCAAAGAUUCUUUAUAAACUCAGCAAUGAUUUCCUUAUAGAAGUCUAUCUGUUAGAUUAUUUUCUUCAGUCAGUGAUUCCAAUUAUAAUGUUCUUGUUAAAACAGAAAGUUCGUCGCCAAAAUCCUUCGAUUACAUUAUGCCCAGAAAAAAAGAAUUGGAAGAAUACAACAAAUGAAUGUUUCAUGGCGUCAAAUCAAAUGAUGAAUUACCACUUAAUGAUAUUGUGUCUUUUAAUGGAUAUUUUACAAUUCCUUAUUUUUAUGAUCACUCACCAAUAUCAAAUCAAAAUCCUUCAUUAUUUUGGAUUUCUUUGCUUCGUAACAUUCAAGCCUAAGUCCAUGUUGACAAAUCAUAUCAUAGGUACAUUUCAAAACUCUGGUAGGAAUUAUAGACCAGUUAUAUCAGAAUAUUGCACGUUUAUUCUUAGCAGUGCGCGAAUAAAGGAUAAAUUAAGGCUGGAAUCAGUACAAAGAGGAUUUACACUUCAUAUUCUUGGAGCUGAUUGUACCUUAACUUAUAAUUCUAAAUGUAAUAAACUUGGGCUAGACCCUCUAUGGAAAAGGGGACUCAAACUAAAUUUUAUCUUUUUCUUCAAACUACUUAAUGAACUGUCCUUUACAUCCAAUCACGUGAUUCAAUAUGCAGAAACUUCUCAUUAUGACAUCCGUAAUUCCUUGGCACUUGUGAAACAAACUUAUUCUUAA
Schistosoma haematobium is the source of this 816-nucleotide messenger RNA. RefSeq lists its product as uncharacterized. Lineage: Eukaryota; Metazoa; Platyhelminthes; Trematoda; Strigeidida; Schistosomatidae. Bases 1 to 816 code for a protein of 271 amino acids. The record is from RefSeq and is a predicted model, not a curated record. The transcript is spliced from 7 exons.